UUAUGGACAUGGAGGAUAUGCGAGAUGAUAAUCAACCUUCAGAGCAGAAUUCUCCUAUUGGUUCAUGGUGGCCUUCAGAUUUUGCUGAGAGUUUUGGAUCUAUAUCCUUAGAGUCUAGAAAUGAGAAUCUAAGGAGAAAAGAAUACAAUAACAAAGAGAAGUAUGACAGAUUAUCAUAUAAAAGAGCAUCACAAAUCCUAUGGAGCACAGGAAUGCUUUCUGAACCAAUUCCAAAUGGUUUCUACUCUGCUGUACCAGAUAAAAAGCUCAAGGAACUAUAUGAAGAUAUACCUACGUUGGAGGAGCUUAAUGCUUUGGAGCAUGAGGGUUUGAGGGCGGAUGUUAUCCUUGUAGAUGCUGAGAAGGAUAAGAAGCUUUCUAUGCUAAAACAGUUGAUUGUAGCUCUGGUUAAGGGUCUAAACUCGAAUGCUGCAGCUGUAAUAAAGAAAAUUGCUGGAUUGGUAUCUGAUUUCUACAAGCGGUCAAAUUCGGAAAUAAGCCCCAAGAAAGCUGUCCAGGAAGAAUCCUCACAUCUAUCUGAAAGUCGAGGUGUGCAACUUCUGGGUCAAAUACGGCACGCUUCGUGCAGACCUCGAGCAAUAUUAUUUAAAGUUCUUGCUGAUGCUGUAGGACUGGAGAGUAGGCUGGUGGUGGGUUUACCCACUGAAGGAACUUCUGAGUGUGUGGACUCCCACAAACAUAUGUCUGUGUCAGUCGUUUUGAAUUCUGUAGAAUUGGUGGUUGAUUUGAUGCGGUUUCCUGGCCAACUGAUGCCUCGGUCAACCAAAGCUAUCUUUAUGUCUCACAUAUCUGCUGCCGGGGAGAGCGAUUCUGCAGAAAAUGAUUCUUGUGAUUCACCAAUGGAACCAAACAGCCCCUUGUAUGGGGUUUCAGAGCGACUUGAUCCUGAAAGCGCUGAGAAAGAUGAUGGCCUGCUGUAUCAACGAAGGCUGGAAGCUUAUUCAAAUGCAGCAGGGCCUUCAUUAAGAAAUAUGAUGCUGCGGUCAAAUUCUGUUGAUAGAAAACUGAGCUUGUCGCGCAGUGAACCUAACAUAGCUGCUACAUUUUGGCGAAGGAGUAGGAGAAAGGUCAUUGCUGAACAAAGGACUGCAAGUUCAAGCCCAGAGCAUCCUUCACUUCGUGCACGUGGUCGUUCCAUGCUUAGUGGCGAUAACAAAUCUUUCAGAGAGUAUUCUGUUGAUGAUGGUACAUCCAGGUCAGACGGGGCAUCAUCACCAGACACACGUCGGCUUAGAAGAAGAAGCAUUAGCAUGACCCCUGAGAUCGGUGACGACAUUGUAAGGGCUGUGAGAGCAAUGAAUGAAUCACUAAAGCAAAAUCGUCUUUUAAGAGAACAAGGUGGAAGUGGCUCAUCUAAUUCAGGUCAACCAGAAGAGGUUAAUGACACUCAACCUGAUGACCGUUCCAAAUUGUAUGAUAAUAACUCAACUAUAUAUGUCACUCAGGGGCAGCACAGUUCCCAGAAAGCAAUGUCAUUACCUUCAUCUCCACAUGAGUUCAGAAGUCAGACCCCAGAACACAGUGGGAUUCCCAGGGUAAAUGAGGAAAUGGUUUCAACAUGGAACAGAGUUCUGGACUCACCAAUGUUCCAGAAUAAACCUCUGCUGCCAUAUGAUGAGUGGAAUAUUGAUUUCUCGGAGUUAACUGUAGGCACUCGCGUUGGAAUUGGGUUCUUUGGAGAGGUUUUUCGUGGAGUUUGGAAUGGUACUGAAGUUGCUAUCAAAGUGUUUUUAGAGCAAGAUCUCACUGCUGAAAACAUGGAGGAUUUCUGCAAUGAGAUAUCCAUACUCAGUCGCCUUCGGCACCCAAACGUAAUCCUAUUUCUUGGUGCCUGCACGAGACCUCCACGGUUAUCGAUGGUUACUGAGUACAUGGAAAUGGGGUCAUUAUAUUAUUUGAUUCAUUUAAGCGGUCAGAAAAAGAAACUGAGUUGGCGGAGGAGAAUCAAGAUGCUACGUGACAUAUGCAGAGGGCUGAUGUGCUUACACCGCAUGAAGAUUAUCCACCGCGAUAUCAAAAGUGCAAACUGCCUUGUGAACAAACAUUGGACAGUUAAGAUCUGCGACUUUGGACUCUCAAGAAUCUUUCUUGAAGUACCUGUUAAGGACUCCUCGUCAGCUGGCACACCAGAAUGGAUGGCUCCCGAGCUUAUUCGAAACGAGCCCUUCUCAGAGAAAUGUGACAUUUUCAGUCUCGGUGUUAUAAUGUGGGAGCUCUGCACUCUAAAUAAACCCUGGGAGGGGACUCCACCUGAGCGGGUUGUCUACACCGUUGCAAAUGAGGGAGCACGUUUGGAGAUACCUGAAGGGCCAUUGGGCAGUUUGAUUGCAGAUUGUUGGGCAGAACCCCACGAGCGACCAAGUUGCGAAGAAAUUCUCAACCGUUUGCUCGAUUGCGAGUUAGCGCUUUGCUAACUCGACGCGUUUGUUGUACAGAAAGAGAAACCAUCAUUGUUGAGGUUUUCCAUAUUCUUCGGCUCUAUUUUUCUAACUUUAGUGUGGAUUUUUUCAUGUGAUUGUCUUCGCCUUCGGUUUUUUAAUGGAAACAUGAUGAUUAUGUUUAUGCAA
Messenger RNA from Salvia splendens (bonfire salvia), 2588 nucleotides. RefSeq names its product serine/threonine-protein kinase EDR1. The record is from RefSeq and is a predicted model, not a curated record. The transcript has 17 exons. Gene Ontology annotation, cellular component: cytoplasm. Gene Ontology annotation, molecular function: ATP binding; protein kinase activity. The coding region runs from base 3 to 2435 and encodes 810 amino acids. Gene Ontology annotation, biological process: protein phosphorylation; signal transduction. Lineage: Eukaryota; Viridiplantae; Streptophyta; Magnoliopsida; Lamiales; Lamiaceae.